This is a messenger RNA of Lathyrus oleraceus (garden pea), 1117 nucleotides long. RefSeq lists its product as uncharacterized. The coding region runs from base 227 to 1117 and encodes 296 amino acids. The record is from RefSeq and is a predicted model, not a curated record. NCBI's taxonomy places the organism in Eukaryota, Viridiplantae, Streptophyta, Magnoliopsida, Fabales, Fabaceae. The transcript is spliced from 5 exons.
GGAGUUUUGGUUUAAUGAGUAUGAGAUAGUCAUAUGUUUUAUGUUUUCUGAAUGUAGGUUUUCCAGAACUAUCGGCUUUGUGGAUGCUGGAAUCAACUUUUCUUUGCAAGUUUUCAAGAAUGCUCAUCUUACUUAGUGGAGGCAGUAAGCAGUUGUUGAAUGCAAGUUAAUUUGGAACCGAAGCACUAUAUCAUCCGGGAUUUUGCAAAGACAACUCUUUCUCAAGAUGACUAAAAGAGGUGGAAAAGCUAAGGUAUUAGCACCAGGAAAACUUCAAGAAGAACGAAAUCGCAUAAUUAACAAGAAGCAUAUCGUUAGGAAACCUGCUCAAACAACAUUGUCUAUGCAGGAUGCAUCAUCGGCACCAACACCAGCUCAGGCAGCACCGUCCGUGCAGGUUGCAUCGUCGAUGCCGACAUCAGCUUCGAAAAAAUCAUCUGUGCAGGCUGCAUCGUCGAUGCCAACACCAGCUCAGGAAGCAUCGUCCGUGCAGGUUGCAUCAUCAAUGCCAACAUCAGCUUCUAAAAAAUCGUGUGUGCAGGCUGCAUCGUUGAUGCCAACACCAGCUCAGGCAGCAUCGUCCGUGCAGGCUGCAUCGUCGAUGCCAACACCAGCUCAGGCAGCAUCGUCUGUGCAGGCUGCAUCGUCGAUGCCAACACCAGCUCCAACUGUAGUACCUGUUCAUGCCACUACCUCUGAGAAAUUCAGUUUUAUGCCUACUCCAACUUUAAGCCAUCAAACAAUGGCUGGCCCUCAAAGUAUAAACCUUCAAACAAUGGCUAGCCCUUCAAAUUUGGCAGAGGAGGAAGAUGUGGAUGCUGAUGAGGAUGAGGCGGUGGGUCAAGAAACUAUUACCCCUCUUGUGCCAACAAUAGAUGAGAAUGGGAAAGUUAUUAUAAAACCAUCUGGUACUGGGCUAGUUCCUGCCAAAGAAGUUGCUGGUGCCAUUAAUUAUGUGAUACGCAAACAAUUUUAUAAACCUAUACAUCAUUGGUCUGCACUCGAUCCUGAUACGAAAGCUGAUUGGUUUAAGUUGUUUGGAGAGAAGGUUUCGUGGGAUCCUUUCGAUCAUGCAUUUGUCUAUAGCGCAUUUGAAAAAAAGGAAGAAAACGAUUAA